GCUUGAACCGAUCCAGAUACCAAUUAUCUGAGUUAUCGUUAAGGUGUUAGAGGCCCUGAAUCAGAGGAUAAACAAAUCAACAAUGGAGAACAGACUCUCUACAUCUCUUGGUUUUCCAUCGCCAAAUUCCAACUAUCAUCGAAGUUUCUCUGAUUUCGACAGCCUUUUCAAUCACUUCUCCGGCCUCUUAUCCCUUCCCAAUCUCCAGACCAUAAGCCCUAACAAAUCCUCCAAGAAUAAAUCCAUGAACAACAACAGAAACAAGACCAAUGGUGUCUGCUUCUCUUCAACUUCCCUGUCCGUGGAGAACCACCUCAUAUCUUCAUCCGUUCCAAUCCAAGACCCAAAACCCGCAUCUCAUAAAUGGCUGAAACUGCAAUCCGCAUCAAAGGGAAGCUCAAAAGUGCAGACACUGAUCAAAAACCUGUCGGUCUUCGAAAGGGCUCUCAUUGGGGCGGGCGCAGGAGGGAUAGCUGGUGCUUUCACUUACGUCUGUCUUCUCCCUCUUGACACCAUCAAAACGAAGCUCCAGACAAAAGGGGCGGCCCAGAUGUACAAAGGUACUUUCGAUGCCAUUGCCAAAACCUUCCAAACAAAAGGAAUUAUGGGUUUCUACAGCGGCGUAUCUGCCGUUAUUAUCGGCUCUACUUUUUCAUCUGCUGUGUACUUUGGGACUUGCGAGUUUGGUAAGUCGAUCCUAUCAAAAUCGUCGCAAUACCCUGCUGUGCUCAUCCCUCCUACAGCUGGUGCUAUGGGAAACAUUGUCUCCUCUGCCAUAAUGGUGCCCAAGGAGCUUAUUACUCAGAGAAUGCAAGCGGGGGCAGUUGGGAGGUCUUGGGAGGUCCUUUUCAGGAUUCUAGAGAAAGAUGGGGUUUUGGGUCUUUAUGCUGGUUAUUCUGCCACUUUGCUCAGGAAUUUACCUGCUGGGAUUUUGAGUUAUUCUUCUUUUGAGUACUUGAAAGCUGCUGUUUUGAGCAGAACGAAGAAGGGUCACUUGGAACCUUUUCAUAGCGUUUGUUGUGGCGCUUUGGCUGGGGCAAUUUCAGCUUCUUUCACUACGCCUCUGGAUGUGGUGAAGACGAGGUUGAUGACUCAGGUUCAGGUGGAGGCCAAGAAUAAGGUUGCUCUUGGUAUGCACAGUGGGGUUUCAGCAACAGUAAAGCAGAUUUUGAAGGAAGAAGGAUGGGUAGGACUGACCCGUGGAAUGGGUCCCCGGGUUCUUCACAGUGCGUGUUUUGCAGCUUUGGGUUACUUUGCUUUUGAGACUGCUAGACUUACGCUGUUGCAUCAGUAUCUCCAAAGGAACGAGAUGGACCUAGAGGUCCUAGAGUCGCCCUGAUUGAUUCUAAUAAUGAUAAUAAAUAUAUGUAAAGAUGAGAGACCCAGCUGUUGCAGGCGGUAAUUUAUCAUUUAAUUCAAUGUGAUGCUCUCUUUUGCUGAGAUCCAUUUUGAAGUUGAGUGACUUUCUCCCCUCUUGCUAUGUGUUUUUGGGUAUUUGGAGGCUUUAUUAUGGUUGUAUACAUUGUAAUAAGUUACCUUUCCUGUAUAUUCAUAAUCUCUCAUUCGUUAUGGUUUUAUUAUUUUUCUCUGCAAACAGAUAAUCAUCUUUAUUAAUAUUUUCUACGGAAUUCUCAUAUUGGA
Telopea speciosissima is the source of this 1641-nucleotide messenger RNA. RefSeq names its product protein MITOFERRINLIKE 1, chloroplastic. The transcript is spliced from 2 exons. The record is from RefSeq and is a predicted model, not a curated record. NCBI's taxonomy places the organism in Eukaryota, Viridiplantae, Streptophyta, Magnoliopsida, Proteales, Proteaceae. Gene Ontology annotation, molecular function: S-adenosyl-L-methionine transmembrane transporter activity. The coding region runs from base 83 to 1339 and encodes 418 amino acids. Gene Ontology annotation, cellular component: mitochondrial inner membrane.